CCACAUUAGCCACACAGUGGCGUGAGUUGUCGUUGUCGCCGCCGUGUUUCAACCAGUUCCGCGCAACGUUCCCUUGUCGCGCGCACCUCAGUACCGUGCCUGUGACCAACACGACGACGACAUUAUCGUACUGCCGUAACCGCCACCAGUCGUAACCCGUCGUCCGCGUCCCGCCGCACACGCGCACACCCUCAACGCCGUCGUGUUUUUUCCCGACCCUCCCCUCGUCGAAACGGGAUCAUAUUGUUCUCGUUGGAUUUCUAACGACCGGAAAACGGGCACAUACGUCGUGGAGACACCUUAGAAAACGCACCGUCGCCGCAACAGCCCGUUGGUUCGCUCACUCGCUUGUCGGACUGGACAGAUAUAUAUUUCCAACCGAACAGUCGACACACGUAAUUUGAUUCAUAAUGUCAGCCAAAGCAAUAAGUGAAGCGACUGGUAAAGAUAUCAUAAACAGAAAUUUAGCUCCACUAACAUCUGCUGUAAAGUGCCGGUUUGCAUCAGUGAAUGAAAACACAAAAUGGGAAGACCUUGUUUUGGAUAACCCAUGGUUAAAAACUGAAAGUUUGGUUGCUAAACCUGAUCAAUUGAUUAAACGCCGAGGUAAAUUAGGUUUGAUUAAAGUAAAAACUGAUUACUCUAGUGCUAAACAAUGGAUUCUUGAGCGUUUGGGAAAAGACCAACAAAUUGGUCGGGCAAAUGGAAAAUUAAAGAAUUUCAUCAUUGAACCAUUCAUUCCUCAUAAAGCUGAUGAAGAAGCAUAUGUAUGUAUUUACUCUCAUCGUCAUGCUGAUACAAUUCUUUUCCACCAUGAAGGUGGUGUAGAUAUUGGAGAUGUUGAUGCUAAAGCGUUGAAGCUUGAAGUACCAAUUGGACAAAAUGUAACAGAAGAGCAGAUUUUGGAAAAUUUGUUGACUAAAGUCAGCCCUGCUAAGCAAAAGACUAUUGCAACAUUUAUUGUUGCUUUGUACAAAAUGUAUGUUAAUCUUUAUUUCACAUAUUUGGAAAUCAAUCCGUUAGUAGUAACAGAUAGUGCUAUAUAUAUAUUGGAUUUAGCUGCAAAAAUUGAUUCUACUGCUGAUUUUAUUUGCCGUGCAUCUUGGGGUGAAAUUGAAUACCCCCCACCAUUUGGACGUGAUGCUUUUCCAGAAGAAGCAUACAUUGCUGAUUUGGAUGCUAAAAGUGGAGCUUCUCUUAAAUUAACAAUUUUAAACAAAAAAGGACGUAUCUGGACAAUGGUUGCUGGUGGUGGUGCUUCUGUUAUUUAUGCUGAUACCAUUUGUGAUUAUGGAGGUGCUAGUGAAUUAGCUAACUAUGGAGAAUACAGUGGUGCUCCUUCGGAACAACAAACUUAUGAGUAUGCAAAGACAAUUUUGAGUUUAAUGACCCAAGAGAAACAUCCUGAUGGUAAAGUUUUAAUUACUGGAGGAGGUAUUGCCAACUUUACCAAUGUAGCAGCAACGUUCAAAGGUAUAGUCACUGCCUUGACUGAAUACCAGACAAAAAUUUUGGAACACAAUAUCACAAUAUACGUUCGUCGUGCUGGUCCUAAUUACCAAGAAGGUCUUAGAAUUAUAAGAGAAGUAGGAAAAACUUUACGCAUUCCUAUAUAUGUAUUUGGACCAGAAACCCAUAUGACAGCUAUUGUUGGGUAUGCUUUGGGUAAAAAAUCUAUACCAAAAGAAACUGAACAGGAAUCGGUUACUGCUAAUUUCCUUUUGCCUGGUGGACAGGACUCAAAUUCUGUCAAUGCUAAACAAGAAGUUGUUGAUGGUUCUAAUGAUGGAGCAGGAAGUCCAACAGUGGCUUCAUCAAAUGUGCGACCUAAGUCUACUUCUUCUACCUCUUCUGUUAAACCCUUAUUUAGCAUCAACACUAAAGCCAUUGUAUGGGGAAUGCAAACUAGAGCUGUGCAGAGUAUGCUUGAUUUUGAUUUUGUUUGCCGAAGACAUGAACCAUCUGUUGCAUGUCUUGUAUAUCCAUUUACAGGUGACCAUAAAUUGAAAUUUUACUGGGGACACAAAGAAGUUUUAAUUCCUGUGUACAAAAAAAUGGAAGAUGCCAUGUCAAAGCAUCGUAAUGCAGACGUGUUAGUAAAUUUUGCUUCUUUGCGAUCAGCUUAUGACAGUACAAUUGAAACUCUUAAUUAUCCUCAAAUUAGAACUAUUGCUAUUAUUGCUGAAGGUAUACCAGAAAAUAUGACAAGAAAAUUAAUAUUGUUAGCCAAUGAAAAAAAAGUUACUGUUAUUGGACCUGCUACAGUUGGUGGAUUAAAACCGGGUUGUUUCAAAAUUGGUAAUACUGGUGGUAUGAUGGACAAUAUUUUGCAUUCCAAAUUAUAUAGAGAAGGAAGUGUUGCAUAUGUUUCUCGAUCUGGUGGUAUGUCAAAUGAGUUGAAUAAUAUUAUCUCAAGAACAACUGAUGGUGUAUAUGAAGGUGUAGCUAUUGGUGGUGACCGUUAUCCAGGCACUACAUUUAUGGAUCACAUAAUGAGAUAUCAAGCUGAUCCAGAAAUUAAAAUGAUUGUUCUUCUGGGUGAAGUUGGAGGUGUUGAAGAGUAUGAAGUUUGUGAAGCUUUAAAACAGAAAAAAAUCACCAAACCUCUUGUGGCUUGGUGUAUUGGAACUUGUGCUAGUAUGUUUACAUCCGAGGUUCAAUUUGGUCAUGCUGGUUCAUGUGCUAAUUCUGAUCAAGAAACGGCAACUUCUAAAAACGCUAAUCUUCGAGCAGCUGGUGCAUUUGUACCUACUUCAUUUGACUUUUUGGGAGACAUUAUCAAUGAUGUUUAUGUAAAAUUAGUGAAAGAAGGUGUCAUUAUUCCUCAACCUGAAUUACCACCUCCAACUGUUCCCAUGGACUAUUCUUGGGCACGUGAACUUGGUCUUAUUCGUAAACCAGCUUCUUUCAUGACUAGUAUUUGUGAUGAGCGUGGACAAGAAUUAUUGUAUGCUGGUAUGCCAAUUAGUGAUGUUCUCAAGGCAGACAUGGGUAUUGGAGGAGUAAUUUCACUAUUAUGGUUCCAACGUUCAUUGCCUCCAUAUGUUUGCAAAUUCUUUGAGAUGUGUCUAAUGGUAACUGCUGAUCAUGGACCAGCUGUAUCUGGUGCCCACAAUACAAUUGUCUGUGCAAGAGCUGGAAAAGAUCUUGUUUCAUCUCUGGUUUCUGGUUUGUUGACAAUUGGAGACAGAUUUGGUGGUGCAUUGGAUGGUGCUGCUAAACAAUUCACAGAAGCAUAUGACUCUGGACUAAUUCCAAUGGAAUUUGUAAACCAAAUGCGUAAGAAGGGAUCACUCAUCAUGGGCAUUGGUCAUCGUGUAAAAUCUAUUAACAAUCCAGAUAUGAGAGUAAAGAUCAUAAGAGACUUUGUUUUGGAAAACUUUCCAGCCACACCAUUAUUGAACUAUGCUUUAGAAGUAGAAAAAAUUACUACAUCGAAAAAACCAAAUCUCAUUUUAAAUGUUGAUGGGUGUAUAGCUGUAUCCUUCUGUGACUUAUUGAGAAAUAGUGGAAGCUUCACUCGUGAAGAAGCCCAUGAAUAUAUUGAUAUGGGCUCUAUUAACAGUUUGUUUGUACUCGGAAGAAGUAUUGGAUUCAUUGGACAUUUCAUGGAUCAGAAAAGAUUAAAACAAGGACUCUACCGUCAUCCAUGGGACGAUAUUUCUUACGUUUUACCUGAACAAUACAACUAGGCACCGUUUUUUAAAAAAAAUUUGUUUUCUAUUUUUAAUUGGUCGACAAGUGAACAAAGCCAUUUGCGUUUCAUUAAAGCCAAUAGAAGUUUUGGUUUGCGCACAAUUUAUUACCUGAUAAGUCUACAUAUAAGGAUUUUUCCAUCUUGGUUUCAAUAUUUAAAACGGUUGAAUUUUUUUUUUUUUUUUUUAGAUAC
This is a messenger RNA of Sipha flava (yellow sugarcane aphid), 3889 nucleotides long. It is a transcript of the gene ATPCL, whose product is annotated as ATP-citrate synthase. Gene Ontology annotation, biological process: acetyl-CoA biosynthetic process; citrate metabolic process; fatty acid biosynthetic process. Gene Ontology annotation, molecular function: ATP citrate synthase activity. Lineage: Eukaryota; Metazoa; Arthropoda; Insecta; Hemiptera; Aphididae. The record is from RefSeq and is a predicted model, not a curated record. The transcript is spliced from 14 exons. Bases 411 to 3692 code for a protein of 1093 amino acids. Gene Ontology annotation, cellular component: cytosol.